Andrographis paniculata is the source of this 3068-nucleotide messenger RNA. Its product is annotated as kinesin-like protein KIN-10A. The coding region runs from base 248 to 2866 and encodes 872 amino acids. Gene Ontology annotation, biological process: microtubule-based movement. Gene Ontology annotation, molecular function: microtubule motor activity; microtubule binding; ATP binding. NCBI's taxonomy places the organism in Eukaryota, Viridiplantae, Streptophyta, Magnoliopsida, Lamiales, Acanthaceae. The transcript is spliced from 6 exons. The record is from RefSeq and is a predicted model, not a curated record. Gene Ontology annotation, cellular component: microtubule; kinesin complex.
CUUCUUCUUCCCUGUUGCUCCUUUCUUCUUGGGACUUAGUAGAUCGAUUCAUCUCUGAUUUCUCUCCAUCAACCAAGAAAAGGAUCUUUCCUUUCUUUUUCUUCGUCUUAAUUUCUCUGUAAUUGUUGUGUAAAUUUCAGAAAUCUCGUAAGGUUUUGCGAUUUUCGCAAAAUAAGAUUUGAGUUUUUUUUGCAUCGGAGAGGGUUGAUUGAGAGAGAGAGAGAAAAAACCCUAGGUCAUUGUUGCAAUGGCCCCUACGCCUACCCCGAAGUCGAAUCACUCGACGCCUUGGUCGAAAUCGAACGCAGUGCAUCAGCAAUCGCGGACUCCUCAGUCGAAGAUCCGCCUAAAUUUCACCAAAGAAAGCUCCGCCGAGCACCCGGUGGAAGUGAUCGGAAGAAUAAGGGAUCAUCCGGAGCAGAAAAUCAAGCACAACACGAAUCCGUCGGCCUUGCAGAUCAACGGCGAUGGAAAAUCCGUGAGGGUGAAGACGGAAAUAGGGUACAGGGAUUUUACCCUAGAUGGAGUCUCGGCUUCGGAGGAAGAAGAUCUCGAAUGUUUCUACAGAAAGUUCGUGGAGGCGAGAAUCAGCGGCGUCAAACUAGGGCAGAAUUGCACAAUAAUGAUGUAUGGUCCGACAGGGUCCGGCAAGAGCCACACGAUGUUCGGGUGCUCGACGCAGCAGGGGAUUGUCUACAGGUCGUUGAAGGACAUUUUGGGCGGCGAAGGCACCGAGAAAGUAGGCCUGGGAACAUUUGUGCAGGUCACUGUUCUGGAGAUCUACAACGAAGAGAUAUACGAUCUGCUCUCAUCAGGCAAUGCUGGUGGUGGAUUUAGUCUUGGAUGGCCUAGAGCUGGCUCUGCUUCUAAGGCAAAGCUGGAAGUUAUGGGUAAGAAAGCCAAAAAUGCAACCUAUAUUUCAGGAAAUGAAGCUGGUAAAAUUCUCAAGGAGAUACAGAAAGUAGAGAAGAGAAGGAUUGUAAAAAGUACACUAUGUAAUGAAAGAAGUUCCAGAAGCCAUUGCAUGAUAAUUCUUGAUGUUCCGACAGUUGGGGGCAGGCUAAUGCUUGUGGACAUGGCAGGUUCAGAAAACAUCGAACAAGCCGGACAAAAUGGUUUUGAAGCAAAAAUGCAGACUGCGAAGAUUAACCAAGGGAAUAUAGCACUGAAGAGAGUGGUUGAAUCGAUCGCGAAUGGUGAUUCUCACGUGCCAUUCAGAGAUAGCAAGCUAACCAUGCUACUCCAGGACUCGUUCGAGGAUGACAAGUCGAAGAUCUUGAUGAUUCUUUGUGCUAGUCCAGAUCCAAAGGAAUUGCACAAGACUAUUGCUACCUUGGAAUACGGUGCUAAAGCUAAAUGUAUUGUUCGAGGUCCUCAAACACCAGUUAAGGAUGAAGACUCAUCGUCAGCUGUUCUUUUGGGUUCGAGGAUUGCAGCCCUUGACCAGUUUAUCAGCAAGUUACAGUUGGAGAACAAGCUAAGGGAGAAAGAGUGCAACGAGGCUCAGAAAGAGCUUAAGAAGAAGGAACAAGAAGUUUCUGCAUUGAGGGCUAAGCUUGCAAUAGCAGAAGGGAACCGAAAGGAAGGGAGCGAGGAAGAGAUAAAUUUGAUAGUAAAAGAGCGAACGUCUAAACUCAAAUCCGAACUAGAGAAGAAGGUACAAGAAUGCCAGCAAAUGGCGAAUGAAUAUGUCGAGAUGGAAAGGAGGAAGAUGGAAGAAAGGAUGAUUCAGCAGCAGCAAGAAGUUGAAAUGUUGAGGCGGCGGCUGGCAGAGAUCGAAUCUGAACUUAAUCAGACAAGAGCCGGGAGAGCCUCAGUAGACAUGGAGGGAAGCAGGUUCGCAAAAAAGCUGUUGGAGGUGUGCUCUGAGGAGUCGGAUAUGGUUAAGUCCAUGGAUUUGGUCCAGUCCAUCGACAUGGAUAUGAAAGUGCUUCCGAAGACAGAAGUUUAUGGAUCUUCUUGCACUGUUUCGGGCUAUCCCUACACGAAUAAUGUCUGUGAAGGAAUCAUAGGAUUGCCAGGAAAAGCAUCCUUGACCACUGUGUAUGAGGAGGAUGAAAACGAAUCCGAGGAAGACAGAGAGAAUCUUUCGGAGGAAGAAGUGCAGAAGGAGGUGAUAGAAGAGAAAAAGAUAACAAUUGCACCUCAAGUUUCUCAUCCAAACAUUGAAAAGUCCGACUACUUUAAUGACACAGCAAAGAUCAGAGGUUCAUUAGUCUUAUACGACGACGAGCCUGAAAAUGCUGUUGAUGCUCCAGCUUCUCGUGAACUAAGGAUUCAAAAUAUUUUCACUCUAUGCGGGAAUUACAGAGAACUCUCUCAGAGCAAUAGCAGCACAGAAGCACCUGCUAAAACAAUAUCAGACGUAGAUGAAAAAUCCGAGGUUCAUCAGAGUAUUUCCAGAGAUGCACCUGAGAUUGAAACUUCGAAGGUCGAAGCCUCUGAUCAUGUCGAAGUAUAUGUAAAAUGGGAAGCAUCGAAAGAGAACCCCGGAAAAUUUAUCACCACAUUGAAGAUUUCAAAAGAUUCGACUCUUGCAGACCUACGAAAGGCAAUAGAGAUCAAUCUUGGUAGUAAUCAGCAAGCUUUCACUUUCCUUGUUCUCGGGGACCCGUCGGGUGCCCCUGUGCCUAAGGAGAAAGAAGCCACAAUGUCUGCAACUGCGCUUCCCGUCUGCAACAGCCAAUUACAGGGCCAUCUAGCUUGUCUGCGCCCGGUGAAGAGAAUUCAGUCUCCCGGUCAUCUACCAUUCAGUUCCUUGGAGAACAUGCUGGGAAACACCCCGAAUUCGCAAAGGAAGAGCAAUGAUUGCUACUCACCCAAGGUAACUCAGCACAUUAAUUCGACACCUUUUAUUGCUCUGUGAAGACAGAUUGAUUGUGUUUUGUGUUAUAUAGUUAGAACUUCCUGUAAAAGUAUAUGCGCCGACUAUGACAUAUGUAUUGUGUUUGGAGGAGUGGUGUGUCUGUCUAAUGUGCACAGCUGAGUGAGUAUGUUAUCUGUAGUUAUGUACUCCUUGUGCAUGUUCUUCUAUUAAUGAUUGUUGGUUCGAUUGUUUUUGUCGUAAA